This is a messenger RNA of Hibiscus syriacus, 1648 nucleotides long. RefSeq lists its product as uncharacterized. Lineage: Eukaryota; Viridiplantae; Streptophyta; Magnoliopsida; Malvales; Malvaceae. The transcript has a single exon. The record is from RefSeq and is a predicted model, not a curated record. The coding region runs from base 210 to 1466 and encodes 418 amino acids.
AUGGCUACUUUCUGCUGAUUUCUGUAAUAGUGUUCCUUCCAGAAGAUCUCUCUCUUCUUUUUUCUCUUUCCAUCGUUUUUAUUACCUCAUGCUUGGCUUUGUGUUCUGUGUUUUUUUUUUUCCUUUCUUAAAUGAGUGUUUGAGUUAGUAUGGUGAAUUAAGCAGAAUAAUCCCUUGUCGGAAACAAUCUUUGUCCUUUUUUCUUUUUAAUGGAUUCUGGUAAUAGUGGUAGUUUGCAAUCUUCAAGUGGUGGCAGUGAAGAGUUUGAUUCACGCGUCGAGUCAAUCUCCGCUUUUUUGAGCCUUAUCGGUCAUGGUCAUGGUAAUUUGGGUGACCAACCGCCCCCGUCUCCGCCCUUACCGGUGCUGCAGGGCCAUUCUCCGUCGACCACGUUCGACCCUUUAUCGUUCUUGGAUCAUCGAUCACUGCAACUUUCGACGACAACAACGGCGAAUCCGAGCUCGGUCCUUGAUUUGAUUUGGUCCAAAAAUCUAAGAUCCGAGCCCAGUUGCACUGAUCUCAGUGGUUUCAUGGCUUCCUCAUCAGCGGCAACGGCGACUCAACAGCUCUUCACCAACCAACAACCACAAAACGGAGCCACUUUUCAAUCGUUGCAGCCGGUUCCACAACGACCAGAAAGUUCGGUUUCCGCCAUAAACGGCGGCCAAACCAACAACAAGAGCAAUACGGCGCGUAAUCCAAAGAAGAGAUCCAGAGCUUCCAGGCGUGCACCGACAACUGUUCUGACCACAGACACCACCAAUUUCCGAGCCAUGGUUCAAGAGUUCACCGGAUUCCCGGCACCACCGUUCCCCUCCUCGCCUUUUCCGAGAGCCAGACUCGAUCUCUUCGGUCCACUGUCGGCCACUUUGAGAUCAAACCAUUUAGACCCUUCACCGGCAGCUCCCCAUUAUCUUUUAAGACCAUUUGCUCAAAAAAUCACACCUCCACCUUUUCUUAGCUCAUCAACGGCUGACGCUAUAGUUUCUAAUCCUAGUACUAACAACAACAACAACACUAGUUCUUGUUCAACUUCCAUUAACUACCAACUACCGACAGAGUUAGGCCAUUUAAAGCAGCCUCAGAAUCUACUCAACAUCAACAUGCAAAACCCAAUUCUCAACUUUCAUUCUUUCCUUCAAACCCCUCCAAAAUACCCAUUUUCCUGUUCGAACAUGGGUGUUCCACCGACUGAGUCGACUCUCAAAAUGGGUGGUUUAGAUGAAUCUGACUCGAGCCGGGAGCGGCUUCCAAACAUGGUGUCUCCACAAGAGCGUGAUGAUCAGAAUCUCCUAAGGCCCAUCAUUGGCGGCUUCGACGGUGAGGACCGAAGAGUCUCGAAUGGGAAAGCGAGCAACUUGUCGUCGUCGUUUUCGCCGAAUUUUCGUGGCGAUAAAGAGCUGGAACACGUGGGUAAUUCCAGAAGUGAAGGUAUGGUGGAAUCAUGGAUAUGUUCUUCAGAUUAGGAGUAUCUAAUUUCAUUAAAAAAUAAGAAGAAGAAGCUUUCAUAACUGGAAAAUCUGAACAAAGAAUAUCAAGGACAUGGGGGUGAAUAUUUUUCACAAUGAUGCAUAAAAGAGGUGGAAUCUUUCUUGUUUUCUGUCAUAUUAACCACGAAAUACUUAAAAUUCAACCCCCAUUUUGUACU